This is a messenger RNA of Dioscorea cayenensis subsp. rotundata (Guinea yam), 1199 nucleotides long. RefSeq names its product NAC domain-containing protein 2-like. Lineage: Eukaryota; Viridiplantae; Streptophyta; Magnoliopsida; Dioscoreales; Dioscoreaceae. Gene Ontology annotation, molecular function: DNA binding. Bases 255 to 1097 code for a protein of 280 amino acids. Gene Ontology annotation, biological process: regulation of DNA-templated transcription. The transcript is spliced from 3 exons. The record is from RefSeq and is a predicted model, not a curated record.
GCCCCGUCGUCGUUCUUUAGCGGCAGGUCGUCAAUGCAACCAAUCCCUUGUCUCGUGGACCCCACAUCCAUGUCAUCCAUGACUUCACUUGUCAUGCGUACCCAAUCACCUUUCUCCACGUCAUCAAGAGUCCAGGUGUCAACUUCCAAUCACCUCUCUCGGAUUCCUCUAUAAAUCCUUGUUGUUCUUUGGUAUUCUUUGUUUCAGAGAGCUUGCUUGCCUGCUUGAUUGAUUAGUUGAUUUUGAGAGUUGGAAUGGACGGUGGAGAUUUGCAGUUGCCGCCUGGAUUCCGGUUCCAUCCAACGGACGAGGAGCUCGUCAUGCAUUACCUCUGCCGGAAGUGCGCCUCGUUGACGGUUUCAGCUGAGGUUAUAAAAGAAAUAGAUAUUUACAAUUAUAACCCUUGGCAACUUCCUGAGAUGGCGUCAUACGGAGAGAAGGAAUGGUAUUUCUUCUCGCCAAGGAACAGGAAGUAUCCCAAUGGGUCUAGACCGAACCGGGCCGCCGGUUCGGGUUAUUGGAAGGCGACCGGAGCCGAUAAACCUAUUGGGAUGCCGAAGACCGUGGCGAUAAAAAAAUCACUUGUUUUUUAUGCUGGAAAAGCACCAAAUGGUUUUAAAACUAAUUGGAUUAUGCAUGAGUAUAGACUUGCCGACAUUGACCGCAAAAAGAAUGGCUUGCUGCUGGAUAACUGGGUUUUAUGCCGGAUAUACGAGAAGAAAGAGGGAGUGGAGAAGCAGGGUCACUCACCUCGCAAACCAGCAUCUUCGGUUCAGAACAAGCCAACGCACGUGCGGUUCAACCAAACCGGAUCGCACGUGCAGACACCACCGGUCACAAACAUGCUCUGUUUCGACGUGUCGGACUCGCCGCCGAGUUUGCACACCGAUUCCACGCUGUCCGAGCACGUGCUGUCCCCGGACCUCACGUGCGAGAUGGAAGUCAGGAGCCGUCCGAGGUGGCAGCUGGGUUGGGACCUUGCCCCUGAAGUUUUGUUUAAUAACAUGGAUGCCACUGUUGCCGGUGACUUCUCUCCGGUAUCUCCCGGCUUUCGCGAUGCCCUGCAAGACAUGUUCUUGUUGUUGGAGUCUAUGUAGUACUAGUUGUCUGGUUAUCACAAACCGUCGGAUCUCAAUCAUGUGGCUGUUAUUUAGAGUUAGUUUUUUAUGUGCCCUUAAUUCAAUGGUGGUUUAGAUUUU